AUGAACAAAUCCAAUGACCUUACCGAUCGCCCCAAGGAUGGACCUUGCGACACCAGAGCCGAACAACAGGGCUCACAAACCCUGAAGCGGAAGAGGACUGAUCAGCACGUUCAACCAGAGAAACGACCGAAAAGUUCUCAGAAUGCCCGUCCUGGAAGACCUUCCCUGAAGUGGAGUCCAAAACAGGAGCGAGCUCUCGUUCGGCUCAUACUGGACACGAACUGCCCAAUUCAGAAGAUACCAUCUUUACUCAAGGACGAAGUAAAUGGGUUUGUACCCAGUCAGUAUCACUGUCGAACGAAAUUUAAAGAAUUGACCGGGGCCAAUCAAAAGGAUUUCAGGUUAAAAGACGAAAACAAAAUUGAACUCCGACGUAAGAGAAGCUUACGGGCAUAUCAACGCUACUUGGAAACGAUUGGAAAGAAGAGUCACGAUUUGCUACAGUCUUCCAAUUCGCCUUUAUCUUCCACCUUCGUCAACCCGCUUCACGGUUGUACUGAUCUGGACACUACCGAGGACACGGCAGAGACAGAUGUAACCAUAUGCCCAAGUCCUGUUGAAAACAACGCAGCGGACCUACAAUACUCAGAUGGCUAUAUUGCAUGGCUUGCCGAAGACUUCUUAGCACCAUCUCCCAGCCUUUGCGAUACUGGAGGGAGCGCCAUUGCCAGAUUUUCUGGCAACAAUAGAACUGAAAUUUUAGUCAAAGGCUUUCCGUUAAAAACAUCAAAAUCAAACAGGACAAUUCACUCCUCUGCAAUAAAGCUACUACAGUCGGUAGGAUCGCAGGAUCGAACAACUCAACCAAGGAUAACCGAGGAGACCAUUUGCGCUCAUUUAACAGCCCUGUUGAAGGAAGACGACACCGUAAUACAUGCCCAAACACUACUGAGCCAGACGUUACUCCACCUCGCCGCAGAAUCCGCAAACGUAUCGGCUUGUCAAGUGCUACUCGACCACCAUAUCGAUGUGUACGCUAUGGACUGUUUUAACAAGGGUGCCAUAGAAUACGCAAAGUAUAUGGCAAAGAAACGGAAAUCAGACACAAGUUUUUUUGCUCGAAUCAGGAUCUGUAUUGCCAUGAUCCGCGCAUACCCUCAACACUCCACGAUUCAGAAGAGAAGAAAUCACGAUGGCGGAGCAAUUGACGGUGCUAACGAGGAGAAAUCCGGUGUCCCACCAACGUACAUGUCACAAUUCAGUGUUCUUGAGAAAAAUUCUCCGACUGAAUCGGUAUCAAGUGCCUCGCAGACAACGACUUGGUGUCCAAUGCCAGACAUACAUAUGGAAACUUUGCAGCCUCGCAGUGAUGUUCAAAGUCGACAGCUCCCAGGCCAGGCUCCAGAGUUGCAAAAUAUCAUGGAUCAGACAGCCCCGGACCUUGGAACUAUCCAGGAAAGGAUGGAGUCAAUGCCGGUUAAUCUCGAAGAUACAAUUCCUAUAGAUGUACAUACCAGAAUAAACGACUUCGGCGAGGAUUUGUUCAGGUUAAGUUUACCAGAGAGUUCUACCACAGCAGCUGUUCCUCCUGCAUGUUCAAAUACAAACUGCGACGCUUUUGGAGUUCCCCACUGCGACUUGUUUUCCUGUGUGCAGUGGGAUGACCCCACUUUGCUCGAUUCGGCAACGAAAUCAAACGUACCUUUAGAUUCACUCAGACGGCCCCAAGUAGAAGGACCAGGCCUGAAUAUUGACGACUUCAACUUCUUAGUCUAUCUUCACGACUGGUGA
This is a messenger RNA of Aplosporella prunicola CBS 121167, 1731 nucleotides long. RefSeq lists its product as uncharacterized. The coding region runs from base 1 to 1731 and encodes 576 amino acids. NCBI's taxonomy places the organism in Eukaryota, Fungi, Ascomycota, Dothideomycetes, Botryosphaeriales, Aplosporellaceae. The record is from RefSeq and is a predicted model, not a curated record. The transcript has 2 exons.